GCCUCAGUCCAGGGGCUACUCGACGCAGGCGUUUUCGACUACGACUGCGCUUAGGGGACCGGUGAAGGAGCAAAUAACUGCGGCCGACGAUGGGGCGUCAGUGCUGUCCUGGUCCACACAAUGUGGCUCCGAGAUCUACAUUGCCACGGCGAAGGGCUCCGAGCGUCCGCUGUCCAAGCAGCUCCCAGGCGGCAAUGGUGGCCUGCGAAUUUGGGAUUAUGCGGACACCGACUCAGCCAUUGCGGAGGCCAUAGGUCUUGCCCAGGGCAUGGAGAACAAGCAUGCCGUGUACAACACUGGUUUUGCCGGUGCCAAGGUCGUGGUGAAUACGACCAGCCACGAGAACAGGCUCACCAUCGACAAGAAGGCCCUCAUGCUGCAACUGGGCCACGUGCUGAACGAUCUCGAUGGCACCAUGUACACUGGUUGUGAUAUGAAUAGCGACCUGGAUGACAUGGAGCUGCUUGCAAGUCAGAGCCCCUAUGUCCUUGCCGGCAUCCCGAACUUGGCGAUGAAUCCAAAUGCAGCAACGGCUCAUGGUGUCCUUGGAUCUCUGGCAGCGCUGGCAGAGCGCCGAUUUGGGGGCUUGCAAGCAAGCAGUUUCGUUGUCCACGGCCUUGGGAAUGUGGGUAGCAUUGUGGCGCGCGAGCUACUUGCGUCUGGUGCAACCGUCAGUGUCUAUGAUGUUGACCCAGAACGGAUGGCAAUACCAGGCACCUGCAGCGGCGGGGAAGCUUACCCACGAAUCUUCGUUUGGUUGGGAAAGAGCAAGCCUGCUUGCUAA
Symbiodinium pilosum is the source of this 784-nucleotide messenger RNA. NCBI's taxonomy places the organism in Eukaryota, Dinophyceae, Suessiales, Symbiodiniaceae. The record is from the annotation of a GenBank genome assembly.